Corythoichthys intestinalis (scribbled pipefish) is the source of this 4879-nucleotide messenger RNA. It is a transcript of the gene btbd9, whose product is annotated as BTB (POZ) domain containing 9. Gene Ontology annotation, molecular function: protein binding. Gene Ontology annotation, biological process: adult locomotory behavior; circadian behavior; modulation of chemical synaptic transmission. Gene Ontology annotation, cellular component: cytoplasm. Bases 168 to 2000 code for a protein of 610 amino acids. The transcript has 11 exons. The record is from RefSeq and is a predicted model, not a curated record. Lineage: Eukaryota; Metazoa; Chordata; Actinopteri; Syngnathiformes; Syngnathidae.
CCUAAUCCGGAAGUGCUUCCCGCUUGUUGCGCUGAGAUGUUAGCUCCUCUGGAUAUUCGGAGGUUUUUCCUUUAAAGUUCAAGGAAAACCAAACAUUUUUCCUGGGGUUUGCGUCUUUGGAAGCAUUUUGACGACUUGAAUAUUUCGUCUGCGGGUUUCACGGCGCGAUGAGCAACAGCCACCACAUGCGGCCGCCGGCCUCUGUGUCGGAGAUCGACCACGUCCACCUGCUAUCGGAGCAGCUGGGCGCGCUGGCCCUGGGCGAGGAGUACAGCGACGUCACCUUCGUGGUGGAGGGCAAGCGCUUCCCCGCGCACCGCGUCAUCCUGGCCGCUCGCUGCCACUACUUCAGGGCGUUGCUGUACGGCGGCAUGAAGGAGUCCCAGCCGCAGGCGGAGGUGAGCCUGGAGGAGACGCGGGCGGAGGCCUUCUCCAUGCUGCUGCGCUACCUAUACACGGGGCGCGCCAGCCUGAGCUCGGCCCGCGAGGAGGUGCUGCUGGACUUCCUGGGCCUGGCCCACCGCUACGGGCUGCAGCCGCUGGAGGACUCCACCUCCGACUUCCUGCGCACCGUGCUGCGCACCGACAACGUCUGCCUGGUCUUCGACGUGGCCAGCCUCUAUUCGCUGGCUGCGCUGGGCGCCGCCUGCUGCUGCUACAUGGACAAACACGCGCCCGACGUCUUGGCCUCCGACGGCUUCCUGACUCUCUCCAAGACGGCGCUGCUGACGGUGGUGCGUCGCGACUCUUUCGCCGCCAGCGAGCGCGAGAUCUUCCAGGCGCUGUGCCGCUGGUGCCGGCGGCGCGGCGGCGGCGUCGACGAAGAGGAGACGCGGGAGGUGAUGGCGGCCGUGCGCUUGCCGCUCAUGACGCUGACGGAGAUGCUGAACGUGGUGCGGCCGUCGGGCCUCCUCAGCCCCGACCACCUGCUGGACGCCAUCAAGUUGCGCUCGGAGAGCCGCAACAUGGACCUCAACUUCCGCGGCAUGCUGGUCCCGGAGGAGAACAUCGCCACCAUGAAGCACGGCGCCCAGGUGGUGAAGGGCGAGCUCAAGUCGGCGCUGCUGGACGGCGACACGCAGAACUACGACCUGGACCACGGCUUCUCCCGACACCCCAUCGAGGAGGACGGGAGGGCCGGCAUCCAGGUCAAGCUGGGACAGCCGGCCAUCAUCAACCACGUGCGCCUGCUGCUCUGGGACAGGGACAGCCGCUCGUACUCCUACUACAUUGAAGUUUCCAUGGAUGACCUGGACUGGGUGCGCGUGGUGGACCACUCCAAGUAUCUCUGUCGGUCCUGGCAGAACCUCUACUUUGAGCCCAGAGUGUGCAGGUACGUCCGCAUCGUGGGAACGCACAACACGGUCAACAAAGUCUUCCACCUGGUGGCCUUCGAGUGCAUGUUCACCAACCGGGCCUUUACGCUGGAGCAAGGACUCUUGGUGCCGUCGGACAACGUGGCCACGGUGGCGGCCUGCGCCAGCGUCAUCGAGGGCGUGAGUCGCAGCCGCAACGCCUUGCUCAACGGCGACACGCGCAACUACGACUGGGACUCGGGCUACACCUGCCACCAGCUGGGCUCGGGGGCUAUCGUCAUACAGCUGGCUCAGCCCUACUGCGUCGGCUCCUUAAGGCUUCUUCUGUGGGACUGCGACGAGCGCUCGUACAGUUACUACGUGGAGGUGUCCACCAACCAGCAGCAGUGGACCAAGGUGGCGGAUCGCACCCGGGUCACGUGCCGGUCCUGGCAAACGCUGAAGUUCGACAAGCAGCCGGCGUCCUUCAUCCGCAUCGUGGGCACUCACAACACUGCGAACGAGGUCUUCCACUGCGUCCACUUCGAGUGUCCCGCCCAGUCGGACUCGGACGUCGGGGAAAACGGGCCGGACGCCUCGGAUUCGGCCGCUCCGUCCUCGCAGCCGCCGCGACCUCAGCGACCGGCGCGUGGGCACGGCCUGCUGCCCUCCAACCCGUCUUCUUCGCAGGGCAACCAUCGUUAAAGGAAGGACCGCCCCCUUUUUUUUUGCACAGCCGUCCGGUCUUCCCGAGUCGUUUGAUACGUUUUUGUAGACGCCGCUUCUUAUCAAAUGGGAUCUAUUUUGAAGAGAGGGCGGCUAUUUUUGGAACACCUUUUGGAUCCCAGCCGAAAAACUUUUGACGGCGGCGGCACUUGAGACGGAAAACGAGCGGCUGCUCCCUGGCACUUUAUUGAACUCUGAUCGCUCGCGUCUUUUGACUGACAAAGCUCCAGAAAUGUUCAACGCCUUGAGUCGUGUUGCGCCGAUACUUGUAUCGGUUCCGAUAGGGCGCUAAAAUGGGUGUCCGGAGUACUAAGAAGUGACGCGUAAUAUGUAUUUUUCCAGAUGUAGUUUCCCAUCGUUGGUUCACCUACCCAAGAUGGCCGCCAGCUGCGUACGUCAGUGUAAAAAGGCGCUUUCUAAGAUAAUAAACAUCCAAUCCUGUGCUGUAAAUUGAAAUGAGUUUAUCACUAGUGGACAACCAAUCUAUUUGAAGUCGGAGGGUUUAUUCGCCACUACUCCCACUUCAAAUGGAUUGGACGUCUGGCGCCGUCAAUGGCAAACAAUGGAGCAGAUAUUUUGAUUUUGAUUAAAUAGUUCAAAAAUCGGUUUAAGCUAGUUAUGACCUAAUUUAAAUAUCAAUUAAACUUUGAUGGGAACGUUGCCCCUACCAACGAUGAAAGGUCUUUUCACGCUUCUGCCGUCAAUUGAAAUGAGUUUGUCGUUCAUUCCUUGCCGACCCUCCUUCUUCAAAUAGAUUGGACGCCCGCAAUGAGUUAAGCAUUGUCUGAAUAAGCCACGAUAGCAAUGACUUUACUGUCGAGUGAGUACGUAGGCAUUUGGUAUAAAAAAAAGUGUUUAUUUUUAUUUACAAAAUAACCGUACAAUAUCAGAAUCUGGAACCACGAAACCGUAUGGGUGCAACACGAGUUCAAUGUUGAACCUUUAUUGCACUUUGGAGUCCCCCCGAUUAUGUUCAUCUUAACCACCCUGGAGAAGCGAGGCCUUUGUCGAACUCGUUGGCUGCCGUUGACGGCCACGGACGUCCAAUCCAUUUGAACAGAGGAGGCUGAAUUGGACACCCGUGCUUAAGUUGGAAGGAAAUGUGUUUGUCUAAUGUUUGCUUUCAACUGUUUUGUGUCAAAUAACAUUUAUUCCCACAAAAAAAAUCUCUUUUUAAUUUGUUUUUUGAAAAAAUGGUAAAUAUAUUGUCUUAUUUAAAACAAAAGGAAAUACAGUGAUCCUUCGCUACUUUGCACUGCUACUUUGCGCUUCAAACUUCGCACCCUCAGUCCGUCUCGGAUUUUUUUCAAUUAAUAAAUAAAUAUAUGCAGUAUUUUGGAGCUGUCCUGAUCCGAUCACGUAGUCUCUCACUCCUGCCGCUUUUCUUGGUCAGGCAGUGCACUGGAGUUGCUUAAAAGUUAACGAUGAUUGACACUGAAGGAAUGCCCUUUUAGCCAGAUUGCCGCAAUCAAGCCAGCCGAACCGGCGGACCCGCGCGGAUGCCGGUCCAACAAUCCGGCCAAAAGGCCAAACUUGGCGCGUUCACCUUAGUCAACCCCUUGUGCUGACUCAAUUUUCAAAGCUGGAAAAGUGCUUGGAAACACAAGUUGACAAUUUAUUCUGAGUCGACAGCAAUCAUACAGCACAUCGGGACCCAGGCGAGGAUCCAAGAUCACCAUAUCACAAAUUAGCAAAAGCUUCCGGAGAAAAAAUAACAACGAUUAGUUAAACAUUCAGUCUUUUGAAAGCUCUCGCGGAGCGGGCUUGCAAGAGAAGGGUGUGCUUGGGCGUUGUUGAGGGUUAUUGUCUGUGGAUUGGACAGGAGGAUUCGGGAGUUACUGUUGUCAGGGCAACGAGGGAUUUUGCCACCUCAGCAUCAAAGGGACUCUUGGAGUCUUAUCAGUCACGUGAUCAGUUGGAUAUCAGGUGUUCUCCGGUGUUACUUUAGUUGGGACAGGACACCCCGACAUUUGUACUGGACUGUCCGGAAGAACUGACGUGGAGACGUGGGCUUGUAGAUGUCCAUCACCUGGUAGUCUGCGUCAAUGUUGCUUAAUCGGCUGCAUGACGCACAUGUUGGGCUUCCGUGAUAAGAAGGAGCCAUGUAUCUCUUAUGCCCUAUAUUCUGCUUGUUUUCCUUUAUGGUAUAAGUGCUAUUUAUUUGAUAUUGGGUGUGUUGGACUAAUACAAACAGUAAAUACGAGAAAAGAUACUAUUCCCUUCAACAGACGUUAAGGUUUGAUCUUGCCAGAGACUCUUGGAUGCCGAAGCGCCGCAUGCGUCAAUCAUCGUUUAACUUGUUAAACAGUUGCUGUGGCAACUCAUUGUGUGUAAGUGAGUAUCUUGAGUGGACUCAAUGAAGCAUUCAAUAAAGACAAGCAUUUUCUACUUUAUUCUUGUUUAAAAAUAAUUUGGCGGGACAGUAACAUCUUUAAAACUUAAAAUAAUUUGAAGUGCUUAAAAACAUUAAAAUGUAUAUACUUUGGGGGCGGGGCGAAAAAACGUGUUUUAUAUAUAUAUAUAUAAAUAUAUCUUUCCAAUGCUAAAUCUGAAUAAAUACACCCAACACACAAAAAAAAGGGGGGGUAAGCGGGCACUACUUGGCGGUUUUUCACUUAUCGCGGCAGGUUCUGGUCCCCAUUAACCGCGAAAAAACGAGGGAUCACUGUACUGUUUUCUGGCGUCCUCGAUCUCCGAGGACUACAUAAAUCUUGUAUGAUUUUACUCAUCGGCUGGCAAAGACGUCAAAUCCAUUUGAAUUGGGCGUCCUUCCACAUCAUAUGGAUUGAACGUCCCCUAGUGAUCAACUCAUUAAAGUUCACAGCAGAAUUAUUUGACGUUCAUCACCGUCAGUGGCA